CCGAGCGGAACGGCCUCUGGUGACAUUUUCUUGGGGCGGCGCGGACGACUGAAGGGAAUUGGUGGUGGAGGCUGCGGAGGCGGCGAGGUUCACUUUGGCCGCGGCGGGGGCUCUGACCGCGACCCUCUGUUCGCUGCCGGGGCCUGUGCCGAGGAGGAGAAGGCGGCGGCGGCCGUCGCUUCCCGAGUCACCGCGGCCGGGAUUCCCGGCUUGGCGGGUCGGUGCGUGCCCCGACGGGGCGCGCGGAGCGGGCGAGAAGGCACGAAGCCGCCGCGGAGCACAGGUUGCAUUCCUGUUGCAUCUUUGAUAUCAUUCCUAGACUUUGCUCCAUGAUUUAACUUGGAAUUCUGAAAUGAAGAUGGAGGAGGCAGUAGGAAAAGUUGAAGAACUCAUUGAGUCUGAAGUCCCACCAAAAAUCUCUGAACAAGAGACGGCCAAGGAGGAAGAUGGAUCUGUAGAACUGGAAUCUCAAGUUCCAAAAGAUGGCGUAACGGAUUCUACAGUUCUUUCUUCAAUGCCCUGCUUGUUGAUGGAACUGAGAAGGGACUCUUCUGAGUCUCAGUUAGCAUCCACAGAGAGUGACAAGCCGACAGCCGGCCGUGUUUAUGAGAGUGACUCCUCUAAUCAUUGCAUGCUUUCCCCUUCCUCUAGUGGUCACCUGGCUGAUUCAGAUACAUUGUCUUCUGCAGAGGAGAAUGAACCCUCCCAGGCAGAAACGGCAGUAGAAGGAGAUCCAUCAGGAGUGUCUGGUGCCACAGUUGGGCGCAAGUCUAGGCGGUCUCGUUCUGAAAGUGAAACGUCUACUAUGGCUGCCAAGAAAAACCGGCAAUCCAGUGAUAAACAGAAUGGCCGAGUUGCCAAGGUUAAAGGUCAUCGGAGCCAAAAGCACAAGGAGAGGAUCAGACUACUGAGGCAGAAACGGGAGGCUGCUGCGAGGAAGAAAUACAACCUGCUGCAGGACAGUAGUACCAGUGACAGUGACCUGACUUGUGACUCAAGCACAAGCUCAUCUGAUGAUGAUGAAGAGGUUUCAGGGAGCAGCAAGACAAUCACUGCAGAGAUACCAGAUGGACCUCCAGUUGUAGCUCAUUAUGAUAUAUCUGACACCAGCUCUGACCCAGAAGUGGUAAAUGUGGACAAUUUAUUGGCGGCUGCAGUAGUUCAAGAGCACACUAAUUCUGUAGGCGGCCAGGACACAGGAGCUACCUGGAGGACCAGCGGGCUUCUAGAAGAGCUGAAUGCAGAGGCAGGUCACUUGGAUCCAGGAUUCUUGACAAGUGAUAAACCAUCUACGGGCAAUGCACCACUUAAUGAAGAAAUUAAUAUUGCCUCUUCAGAUAGUGAAGUAGAGAUUGUGGGAGUCCAGGAGCAUGCAAGGUGUGUUCAUCCUCGAGGAGGUGUGAUUCAGAGUGUUUCUUCGUGGAAGCACGGCUCGGGCACGCAGUACGUGAGCAGCCGGCAAACACAGCCAUGGACUGCCGUGACUCCUCAGCAGACUUGGGCUUCCCCAGCAGAAGUGGUCGACCUUACCUUGGAUGAGGAUAGUAGACGUAAAUACCUACUGUAAUACGUUGUCACUGUGUUUCCUCUGCACUGUUCCCUGCCACUUCCUCCUCCUCCUCUCUGUGACACGGAAGUUCAUUGUCAUAGCUUCAGCUUCAGAAGCUGUUUGUGGCAUUUGUAGAAUUGAAACUCAUGGAAAAUCCCCUCUCCCCCAUUUUUUAAUUAAAGAAGUCACUUAGGAAAAUAACUUAUCACAGAGAAAAGGAUUUCUUUUCUUCUUUCCCUCAAUAGGCCUAUGAGAAUAAUGAAUUUUAUUAGAUGACUUCAUUUUACUUGGUGACUUUUAAUCUUAGGAAACUCUGCCUUCCUUCUAGAAUAAUAUUUAAUUGCCAGAUAACAUGGAUUUCAGUUUUUGAAUCUUGUAUUUAUUUUUCUGUAUAAUAAAAUUAAUAUCUAGACUUGACCACUAUCUGCCCCACCCUCACUGGCACCCUCACCUUAGGGCAUUCACACACAUAUCAGUCAGGUCCUUAUUGGCAUCUAGUAGGGCAUGUGCACUUAAAAACCUGUCCUUCAAAAUAGAAGACAGAAGUAUUACAAAGUAUUUUUUUUUUCUUUUUGGCUCAAGCCUUCGGCCUUCUUUCCUGACUUUGUUCCUGAUGGACUUUGCACAACACAAAGAAUUGACUUGCCCCUUUGUGUUUCUAAGUAUUACCAAGGAACCCUAGCUGGUCUCCUUAUUGCAAUAAUUUAUGACUCUGUGGAAAAUGUCUCCUUUGGAUUAGAGACAUUUCAGGUAGAUCCCCACCCAGAGGAUGUCUGGGCAUCAAAGGAGGAGAAUAUUGAGGAAUCAGGGAGCAUCUGUCUCCCUCAACUGUUUUUCAUGGUUUGGUCAAAUAAUGGGAGAACACUGAAACCUAUUACUAGUCCUUAGGGAGAACAAAAAAGUUGUGUGGCUUCUAAGGCUACAGCUGUUGCAGAUCUGAGAGGAGAGUGCCACCUUUCGUAGCUGCUCUCUAUAAAAGGUGUAAUGACUGUAACACCUGAGCUGAACUAGACCUGAUGCUAUAUUGGGAUGUUUUCCCGACCUCUGCCUUCUAAGAAAGCAUACCAUGAUUUAAAAAAACAAAAACCAGAUAUAUGCUGUGAGAACAUGAAUAGCACUGUAAGUCUACAGUAUCUAAAAGGAAUAGCAGAGGGUAGUAGGAGCUUCAGGGACUUCAGGAAAUGCUAGCAUUGGAGUUUUGUGGCAUUAGUUACUAACUUUUCCCUCUAAUAUCUUGUAGUUAUUAGUGAAUUCUUUGGAAAGCAAUACCUAGAGUUAGAACACUAUGUAUUGUGCCCAGGCAGAGGGAAGUAUACUGGCACAGAAGACCUCACCUUUUAUUUUUCAUGGUUUUUGUUUGCUUUCAUUGUUUUUUGUUUCUGUCUCCAGUGUUGCUGUAGUCUUUUGCCUCUCUUCCUAAAUGCCUCGGUGGCUCUUCCAUAUCAGAAGAACAUGAGAACCAUUUCAGUUUCCACACACAUUUACCAAGUGGCUACUCCGCACUGGGCACUGUGCAGGGGUAGGUGCUGUGGAGGCACUGGGAUGAGGGAGACCCAGCCCACGUGCACGGGCAUCCGAUGCUGCCUGGCUCCACCUGCCUGGCCUUUUCUUGUGUUUUAUUUGAAGACAAGUUUGUUCCUUUACCCUUCAUCUUGCUCCUUCAGUCCUUCUGUGUACCUCCUCCUCCUUGGGAACGUAUUUGAGCGUGUUUUCCUUGAUCUUCUCGACAGCAUCUCAUUUGAUCUGGCCUCUGUUCUUCAGCUUUUCAUUUUCCUUCUAGUCUACCUUUGAUAGAGCAGGCUUUUAAGAUCAUGAACCGCUGCUUUUAGCACCUCACAUGGCCACAGUUCUAGACAAAAACCAAAGACCCAGAAGCCAGUGCGAAGUAGGACCUUCUGAAGACUCACUACUGGUGAAUCCUCGAACCUUCACGUUUUACUUUAGGACUAAUUUAUUGAGUUUUACUGUUACACAUUAUUUUUGACUUGAAUUAAAAUAUUAGACAAGCAGAAAUGUAUAAUUUCUGGUCUGUGUUUUCCAGGAAAAUGAUUGGGAAGAGAAUAGAGUGGAUUAUAUGACUUGAAGUAUUUGCAUCUUGUUUUUUUUUUUUUUUUUUUUCCGCCUGUGUUAGAGCAGAGCCCCGUUUUUGAAGACUGUGUUUGCAUUACUUAUUCCUGUGUCAACAGUGUGUUCGUCUGAUUCCACAUAGCAGGUGAUCCUGUGGCAUAGUCUCCAUACUCCCCGAGUGGCGCCUUCUACAGAGAGGCCUUUGGGGCAUGUUGUGUGCACACUGGGUUGGGAACAGAGGGUGGACUGGCAGUCAAGCUCUGUUUUUUGGCCUUUUGCUUUACCACCAGCUUGCACUUUUCCUAACUUGCUCCUUAAGGCGUCCCCAACUUCUCUGUGUGAUGCACUGGAACAGAGAUGUAGACAUUGAAUGCAAACAGGGCAGGGGGAGGGAUGGUAGAUGGUCAGCUUUCCUCUCCCCUAUGAGGUUGGCACUUUUCCACAUAAUAGCUGAUGAUAGAGAGACCCUGUUUCACCUCUUCUUUCAUUUUUCCAUCAAGAGGAGUGGGGAUGUGGUUUCAGGCAAGGUUUUGAUAAAACUCUGUGAUAUACAAUUUCUGUGACAUUUGAAAUUUCUUUUAAAGGGAUGUCUUUUAACCAGAGCUUGCAUUUGAUAGUGUAAGUAGUUUUUUAAGCUUCACAGGACAUUGUAUGUUCAAAGUAGUAGCUCUUCUAAAAUGGGACACAUGGGAUUGGUGGAUGCCACUGGUUAAACUCCCCUCCCUUCCAAUUUGAAGAAGCAGAGCAGUAAGCUUGCUGCUGCACCAUCAUGACUGCCAUGUAACUUACAAUCUCUGCUGUCCAGUGACUGUCGUUUUGUUUCGCUGGUGGGGGCCAGACCGAAUGGGCUCCGUAAUUCUUUAAAAUAUGAACUCUGCUUUUGCUGUUACUGAUUGUGAACAUGAACUAUCUGAUUUGCUAAUUUAGUCCUUUGUUCAUCUUUACUUUUAGCAGACUAGUACCAUUGGUAACUUAAAGAUGAAUGUGUUGCCUGCUUUUUAUACACGUGUCACAGAGCUUUGAAAAAGCUAGGGACACAAUUUCGUCUUCUUAGUUUCAAACUUUUUUUUUUUUUUUUUAAAGGAAAAGAGCCCCUGAUCCCUGUUCUCCAAUGUGUAUGAUGUGACUUCCAUGUAUAUAUAAAAAUGAUUGCACCCUAACCAAACUUCCUCAGAUUGUGCACUGUUUGUUUAAAAUAAUCACGUAUUUUAGUCCAAUGCUGUUGUACUUUUAUUUUUCAUUUUAUUUAAAACACUACUUACUUCUUAUUCUUUUAACAAAUUUUAAAGGGUAGUGAUCUUAAAAAAAAAAUCACUGGAUAACUAGGAAAUAUUUUUGUUGUUGUUUUGUUUUUAAAAGAGUACAGAGGUCUUUGAAGCCCUUUGCUCUUCUUACCGUGAAAAUGAACUGUUAGCCAUUGUAUGGCUAGGAACCAAUGCACUUGGCGCGUAACAGAUCUGCUGUUGCUGGAGUGUGAGUGUGGACUUGAUGCAGUGACGACAAAUCAUUGCUUAGAAUUAAUGUUUUCAAAUGUGCAACUCUAGUUUUUAAAAUGAAAUUUGGUUCUUUACAUUCAUUAUUUAGUUUUUGUUUCCAUUUAGUAUUUAAUGGUCUUUGGAGAAAAAAAUAAUAAAACAGAGUGUUAUAUAUAUAUUUUUUGGUGCAAGAUAAGAUUUUCUGUUUUUUGAAAUAAGUCUGUAGCAUAAAGGUUAAACUAUUUUAAGACAAAAUAAAAUAGAG
Molecule: messenger RNA, 5356 nt
Organism: Lepus europaeus (European hare)
Lineage: Eukaryota; Metazoa; Chordata; Mammalia; Lagomorpha; Leporidae
Gene: ARK2N
Product: arkadia (RNF111) N-terminal like PKA signaling regulator 2N
Exons: 5
Coding region: 353-1567 (404 amino acids)
Biological process (GO): ubiquitin-dependent protein catabolic process
Molecular function (GO): ubiquitin protein ligase activity
Source: RefSeq, a predicted model, not a curated record